Messenger RNA from Coccidioides posadasii C735 delta SOWgp, 1322 nucleotides. RefSeq lists its product as uncharacterized. Lineage: Eukaryota; Fungi; Ascomycota; Eurotiomycetes; Onygenales; Onygenaceae. The record is from RefSeq and is a predicted model, not a curated record. Gene Ontology annotation, biological process: regulation of transcription by RNA polymerase II. Gene Ontology annotation, molecular function: zinc ion binding; DNA-binding transcription activator activity, RNA polymerase II-specific.
AUGCCGCCCCGACGACCGCAUAAGAAAUCCCGGAAUGGGUGCGACCAAUGUAAGAAACGAAGAGUAAAGUGUGAUGAAAACGGACCACCUUGUUUACAGUGUGCCCGGAGGGAGCUGCCCUGCGACUAUUCUCGUGCUGUCAAACGCAGCGCCCCGAACCCAGCAACCAGCCUCGCUAGACCUAUCGAAGGGCCAUGCUACGAACCCUCGCUUCCCUCAAACUCACUCUCGCCAGUUAGCGCGAGCCCGUUUGCGCGGAAGACCGCAUUACGGGAUCUAGAACUGAUGCACAAGUUCUCCACAGAGACAUACAAAAGUCUUUCCAUCGAGGAUUCAGAAGAACAUGUGUGGCAGAUGGUCCUGCCGCGGAAAGCUCUAGGAUAUGAUUUUCUCAUGAAUGGCAUGCUAGCCCUGGCUUCCUUGCAUAUCGCAACCAGCUUGUCCCCCCCAGCAGCAUUGUCUUACAUUGAUACCGCGCUCGAGUACUACAACAUGGCAAUUGCACCGUUUCGACAGGCCCUAGAUAACAUAACGCCUGUGAAUUGCGAGCCUGUACUCGCCCAUUCAGUGAUAACCACCGCUUUGGGAAUCGCUCUCCCGCAGAUGACCGCAGACCACGAACAAGGGAGCAGUAUGACGGAAAACAUUAUUUUCGUCUUUGAACUACUCCAGGGAGCUGGGAAUAUAUUCAAAAUCACUAGAUCAUGGCUUCGUGAAGGAACAAUCUUUGCAUCCAAAUCUGACUUUUGGGCCCGACCGGCAGCAGAUCGUCUCGACGACGAUAAGGAAUUGGCUCUUAAGCGCCUCGCUUGUCUGAAUGACGAUACGCUGGAUACAGCGAAUCCGGAAAAGCACCGUAUUAACCAGGACGCUAUCAGCUUGCUGCAUCGCUGCUUUCGCCGUUUCACCCUGAGCUCCACCAUCGACGCGGUCCUGGCCUGGUUGGCCAUGGUUGAUAAAGAUUUUGUCGUUGCGGUGCAGCGUCGAGAACCGCUGCCUGUGUUGAUUUUAAUGCAUUGGGGCGUGCUCUUGCAUGAACUUGACGGCCGACGAUGGUGGGCGAGGAAUUCAGGUAAGGCGCUGAUUUUUGAGCUGUCGACGGCCAUUGAGCCCCAGGGCGUCCAGUGGGAGGAAGCACUUCACUGGCCACAGCGCUCGAUUGGUUCAUAGCUCAGGUGGUUCUGUAUAUCUGUAUAUACCUAUGCUAAGGAGGCAUGUCGUCCAGAGGAAUGAUCUUGUUGACUAUUCUUGGGAGCGAUACUGCACGUUAUCUACGAAGUGGCGGUUCUUUGCUGAUAUAAUGAAUUCAUCGAUAGUUUUUU